Messenger RNA from Micropterus salmoides (largemouth bass), 656 nucleotides. RefSeq lists its product as uncharacterized. Gene Ontology annotation, molecular function: transmembrane signaling receptor activity. Gene Ontology annotation, biological process: cell surface receptor signaling pathway. Lineage: Eukaryota; Metazoa; Chordata; Actinopteri; Centrarchiformes; Centrarchidae. The coding region runs from base 24 to 656 and encodes 210 amino acids. The record is from RefSeq and is a predicted model, not a curated record. The transcript is spliced from 5 exons.
CAACAGCUCAUCUGAUCCUGCUGAUGUUGCUGCUGUGCUGCACAACAAACCAAGCCUCUCUGACUGUGAGACCGAGCAGCUCUCAGUUUUUCGACUGGACGUCUGUCACUCUGAGCUGUGAGGAGGACGACAGCUCUGCUGGAUGGACGCUGAGGAGGAACACAACCAGAGGAACCAGGACUCAGUGUGGAGCUGACUGGGGAAGAUCAGCUGGUUCUUCCUGUAACAUCAGCUACAUCGUCCCGUUUGACAGCGGAGUUUACUGGUGUGAGUCCAGAGAGGGAGCAACCAGUAACACCAUCAACAUCACUGUCACUGGUGGACCAGUGAUCCUGCAGAGUCCUGUCCUCCCUGUGAUGGAGGGACAUGAUGUCACUCUGCACUGUAAAACAGAGACCCCUCCCUCCAACCUCCCAGCUGGUUUCCAGCAUGUUUCCAAGCCUGAUGAAAGCCUCUACAAGUGUGAAAUCAGCCAUCAUGGAAAUCUUCAGACCAACUCUCUCAAAGAUCAGCCGACCAAUCAACAAGCAGACUGUUUCUCCUGGAUGAUGGAGGAGCUCUAUGGAUCUCUGGGUCACUGGCUGGAGGAAGGAGGAAGCAGAAUGAUGAAGAUCAAAGAAAAUUUGGCCCCACUCUGCCACAUGGGGGCGCUGUAA